AUGAUUAAGAUUAGUAUAGGAUAAUACAGGUCUAUUAGUGAGCCAUAUGUCACAUUAUUUGGUAGCAAUAAUGUAGAGUUUGAGUUAAUUUAAGACCAAGAUGAACUCAGCGUUGUUAUCAAUCAACAAAAACUAACAUAAACCAAAGAUAUUAUCACCUCAAUAAACUAAAAUUUUGAUAACUUAUUUACUAACAAAGUUAACAUUAUCAACUAAAUACCAGAUGUUUCCGAAUAGAUAAUAACUGCAUAUGAUCACAUCUUAAAUGGUUAAAUAGAUGAGGAUAGUAUUAAAAAAAUUAAUAACUAUUUGAGUGGCUAAUUCCUCUAAAGUUCGUCAUAUUUGACUGUUUAUGACUUUUUACUACAUGAAUUAGCCUAAACUCUUUCACACCUUAAUAGGCCUUUAUACGAGAAAUUUGAAAAUAUAAUAGAGUUUAUUUCUAAAUUUGAGACUACUGAAUCAAUUUAGCCAUGGAUAUUCAAUUAGACAUUAUUUUUGAAGCCUUUUUCUAAGCAUGUGAAAAAUGUUUACAAUGAAAUAGAAAAAAUAGCUAGUAAAAAUUUAAAUACAUUUGCAGACUUCGCAAACCUUGAAAACUGCUCUUAUCAUUUUAAGCUUCAGCUUAAAAAUGGAGAGGAAAAGGUCUAUACAGAUCACAUACCUUUUAGUGUUUCACCAAUUUUAAUAUAAAAGAAAGAAUUUGAUGAAUUUUAUAGUAAGACUUAACUAUGGAAUGAACUCAUUGAUAAAAUGUCAAAAAAUUUUGAAUGGGCAAAAGAAAUAUUUAAAAACAUGAGUGACCCUCUUUUAUAAGGAUUUUUAAAAAUUGCAGAAAAGGCAAACAAAUCAGAAAUAACUUAAAAAAUACAAAUGGGUUUAAUAAGGAAUGAUGUACUUCACAGUGCUGUAAAGCAUAAGUGGCUUCAAGUUGAAUAUAAUACAAUAUCUAUUUCUUUUGGGUAUAUUGCAGAAUAAGUGUAAUCACUCUAAAGAACAAUAAAAAAUUCAUAUCUCAAAAACUUCUUCGAAGAAUAUACAGGCCUUUAAGGAAGUAGUGUUGCUGUAGUUGUUGAGGGUUUAAAAAAUGCUUAUGAUUUAUAUGAUAAGCCAAAUAGCUAAAUUUUAGUUGUUGUUUCAGGAUUUGAAGGUAAUAGCUAUGAUUAAAGAUAUCCAGAAUAUUUACUUGCAAGAGAUCAUGGUAUUAUUUGUAAAAGAAGAACAUUUGAGUAGUUAAUUGAAUAAACUGAAGUUAAAGAUGAUGGAACUAUGUUAGUAGAAGGUGAUGAAAUAGCUGUUAUAUACUAUCGCACUGGCUAUUCUCCUGAUCAUUUCCCAAAUGAGGAAAUAUGGAAAAUCAGAGAAAAGAUAGAGCUCACUAAAGCUAUAAAGUGCCCAUCUGUUAAUAUCAUAUUAGUAGGAUUCAAAAAGCUUUAGAAGACCUUAUAAGAAGCAGGGUAGAUGGAAUAGUUUUUAAAUAAAUAACAAUGUGAAAAGAUAAAAGAAAAUUUUGCAACUAUUUAUGAUUUUGAAGAUGAAAGUAAACAUGAGGAGCUUCUAAAUUUGGCUAAGAAUGAACCAUAGCACUAUAUAUUGAAGCCUUAAAGAGAAGGAGGAGAUAACAAUAUUUAUGGAAAGAAUAUUUACCCUUUCCUUGAGAAGCUUACCCCUUCAGAAAGAAAGAAUUAUAUUUUAAUGGAAAAAAUUAUUCCAAAGCCUUCUAUAACUUUCAUGAUUAGAAAUAGAAAAUUAGAAGUUGCUCCUUCAAUUUCUGAAUUAGGAAUCAUAUCAUAUUUCAUUUCUGAUAGCUAAAAGAUUAUACACAAUAAAGCUGGUGGUUAUCUAGUCAGGACAAAGAGAUACUUUGAUGAUGAAGGUGGUGUAAAUGCUGGUUAUUCUGUUAUUGAUGGGUUAAUGAUAAAAAAAUAACAAGAUUGA
Messenger RNA from Tetrahymena thermophila SB210, 1938 nucleotides. Its product is annotated as eukaryotic glutathione synthase, ATP-binding domain protein. Lineage: Eukaryota; Ciliophora; Oligohymenophorea; Hymenostomatida; Tetrahymenidae. Gene Ontology annotation, cellular component: cytosol. Gene Ontology annotation, biological process: glutathione biosynthetic process. The transcript has 8 exons. Gene Ontology annotation, molecular function: ATP binding; glutathione binding; glutathione synthase activity. The record is from RefSeq and is a predicted model, not a curated record.